Molecule: messenger RNA, 1861 nt
Organism: Helianthus annuus (common sunflower)
Lineage: Eukaryota; Viridiplantae; Streptophyta; Magnoliopsida; Asterales; Asteraceae
Product: protein indeterminate-domain 7
Exons: 3
Coding region: 355-1650 (431 amino acids)
Cellular component (GO): nucleus
Molecular function (GO): DNA-binding transcription factor activity
Source: RefSeq, a predicted model, not a curated record
AUAUUAUGAUUUCUAUGACUAUGAAGACCCAUGUUUUGUGCUCUAGUUUCUUGUUGCAAGACCUUAUUUCUCCCCCUCCUUUCUCUUACAUAAACUGACACAAAGUAAGGCGAUUUUGUAAGUGUUUUGUCUUGGGGUUAUAACAGCAAAUCCCAUGUUUUGUGUCCACUAUGAGCACCCAAUGAGACCAAAAACACAGAAUUAAGAAUAAACCCUAUUGGCAUAGCUUCUACCAAUCAACAAGAAAACAAAUUACUUAAAUAUAGUUGCAACACAGAAGACAAAGCUCCCACCUUUAUAUCUUUAUAAAGCUUCCAUCUUUUGUUUCCAAACUGUCUUUGUUUGUAUCUCAACAUGUCAAAUAUCUCAGCAGACGAAGGAGGUAGCUUCUCUUCAGGUAAUACUACUGGUGCUGUUGUUGAAGAAGGUCAACAAAGACUGCCACCAGUAGUCAACUCUCAAGAUGUUCCAGAUUUAUCUAAAAAGAAGAAAAGAUCCUUACCAGGAACACCAGAUCCAAAUGCCCAAGUGAUUGCAUUAUCACCAACAAGUCUAAUGGCUAAGAACAAAUACAUAUGUGAAAUUUGCAACAAGGGUUUCCAAAGGGAUCAAAACCUCCAACUGCAUAGGAGAGGACAUAACUUACCAUGGAAACUUAGGCAACGAACCGGCACUGAAAUAAUCAAACGUGUGUAUAUAUGUCCUGAACCAACAUGCGUCCACCACAAUCCAGCUCGUGCAUUGGGCGAUCUAACUGGGAUCAAGAAACAUUAUAGCCGAAAACAUGGCGAAAAGAAUUGGAAAUGUGAGAAAUGUUGCAAAAGAUAUGCUGUACAAUGUGACUGGAAGGCUCAUUCCAAAAUUUGUGGCACCAAAGAAUACAAAUGUGACUGUGGUACCAUCUUUUCCAGAAGGGAUAGCUUCAUAAUGCAUAGAGCCUUUUGUGAUGCACUUGCUGAAGAGAACAACAAACUAACCCAAACCAUUCAACAAGACCAUCACAAUACUCAUGAUCAUCAACCCACCCAAAACAUCAAUCUCGCAACAUCCAUCACUUCACCCGAGUUUAGCCAUGGCAAAACACCAUCAGAAUUAUUACGUUUGAACAUCAUGCAAGCUGGCCGUGGAAGCCUAUUCCCUAGAAACGCCUCGCCUUCUUCCCUACACCUAGCUGCUGGCAGCGCCCUCUCCUCCCCCCUCACUUCAGCCACUGCCUUGUUACAAAAAGCAGCUAAAAUGGGAGCAACAUCUAGCAAUAGUGGUAUGAACAAUUUUGUUACUACUAUGGCACCUUCGUCGUAUGGUGCAUAUCAUAGUACUCACACCCUGGUUGACCAGUAUCACCCUCAUCAAUCACAGAUAUCUGGGAUACUCGGCGGUGAAGAUUCAUUGUCGCGCCUUUUUAACCCAAGUAUUAAUGGAGGAGGGGACUUGGAUGCGUACUCUGCGUUCUUGAACACUAGCAAAGAGGCUGUUAACGACAACAACAUUAGUCACAAUGCAAAUGCGGGAUUGAGUGAUUCCAGAAAUUCUUUACUAAUGUUUAAAAAGGAUGGGAAUGGUGAUAACUUGACGGUUGAUUUCAUGGGUGUGGGAGGAAUGAGAAUAAGGAGCUACAAUGAGCAACAUCACCAAGGGAUGGAAAUUUGAAACAUUUGAUUUUGGUAAUAAUAGAUAGAGCACAUGCAGAGAGAGCAUUUUCAAAUGUAUAGAAAAUAUCGUGCAUGUCGCUCUUGUGGUGUAAUAUAUUGAAAUAUUCAUCAACUAUAGUAUUUAACUCAUUUAUUUGGGUUUUAAAAUAAUAUAGAGCAUACUAUGCAUGUAACUACUUUAAUUUAAAUUAGGUUUUUUAGUUCAGACA